Molecule: messenger RNA, 2641 nt
Organism: Trachemys scripta elegans
Lineage: Eukaryota; Metazoa; Chordata; Testudines; Emydidae
Product: PH and SEC7 domain-containing protein 4-like
Exons: 9
Coding region: 736-2571 (611 amino acids)
Biological process (GO): regulation of ARF protein signal transduction
Cellular component (GO): ruffle membrane
Molecular function (GO): guanyl-nucleotide exchange factor activity
Source: RefSeq, a predicted model, not a curated record
ACACGCCCAUCCCCAGCCAGGCUCAGCUCCUGGCAGCCGCUGGCUGAGCUGGGCCGCCAGCCCCAUUCAGGGAGGUCAGGGAGAGCCGAGUUGUGGGCCCACCCCAGCAGCUCGUUCCCCAGUGGUGCGGGGAGGGGCAGGGGCCGGGGCUGGGACGCGAAUCUCCCAGUCUCUAGCGCCCCUCCUGCCCCCGCUCCUCCCCAGGCUGGAGUGCAGCUCGCAGGCCCCAGGGGCCAAAGGUCAGUGACUCUGCACACAGUCAGGACUCCCUGGCCGGGGCUCCGGAGUGGGCACCGUGCCGGCAGUGGCCGUCUGGGCUUGCUGCUGUCAAACCUGUCUGGCAGCCCCACGCCGGCUCCUCCUCGCCCCAGCUCCGGGCUCGGGCUCUUCCGCUCCGCCGAGCCACAUUUCCAGAGUCCCGUCGUGCCCCCCACAUCCCUGCGUCCCUGGGCCUGGGGGAGAGCAGCCCCGAGGCCCCCUGCCCUUGGAGACGGAGCCAUGAGCCUGCUGGGCCAGGGAAGGCAGAACCGAGUGGCCCUGAGCCUCUGCACCUGCACUGAGCCCCGCCAUGAAAUGGGGUAGACCCGAGUGCCAUGGGGAGCCUCUCUAGAGAGCCGGCUGCUCACUUCUUAGCAAACAAGAUGGGAGAAGAGCCCACCUUGGCUUAACUGGACCUUUCAAAGCAAAGUCAGGUGCGUUGGCAACCCCGGUGCGUGGUUCCUGGUGGACGGUGACAUGGAUCCAGACGGCCCUUCCAGCCACACGGAGCCCAUGGACCUCCUGGCUCCUUAUGCCGCAGAAGCUCCAGGAUGUAGGCCUGGAAAAAGCCUCUUUAGGAUUCAAGAUGCGAUUGUGUUCUCCGAUAAUUACACAGACCCGGGCAGUGCCUUGUAUGCCCAGUCCCCCUCGGGCCCAGAGGGCCAUGGUGUUGGCAGCUGCUCCUUGGAAGUCGCUGCUGGGGACUGCGAGACGUCUCCAGAAGAAUUUGCUGGCCUGGGGGGUGGAGAGAUGCUGUGCGCCGUGGGGAAUGCACUUGGUUCAGAGAUCCCUGCAGUGGAAUCUCCACCCCCUCCAGCGGAGAACCCGAAUGCUCAGGACGAGGGGAAGAAUGACGCUGCCCAAGCACUGUUCUGGUCCGGGAUCCUCCAAGCUCAGCUGUGCAUGCUGGACCUGCAAGGGGAGCUGGAGAAGCAAGAAGAGCCUGUCGCUGAGCUAAGCAGCUGGUCCCGGGGCCCUGAGGACGCACUGAGCCGCGCCCCGGCUGCACAGGGCUUGCCCAUCUCCUGGGAGCCGCUGGACGAAAGAGCCACCGCGGCCAGCGACAGCGAUGACGGGCAAGAGGCCGGCCCAGGGAGGCAGGAGGAGGAGAACUGGUCAUCCGAGGGGGAGGAGGAGGAAGAGCAGUGCCUCUUCUACAACAACCCGCUCUUCCAGGAGAGCCCGGGUCCCGCAGGGCCCAGCCCCUCUGACGGCCCUGCCUUUUGGAGCGCCGCCGAGGGGGACGGCGCUGGUUCCAGCGAUGAGGCCGAUGGGGCUCCCCAGGGCGAGCCGGUGUUAGAUGGCCAGCGGGAGGAAGAGCUCUCGUGCCCCUUUGCUGAGGCGACCGAACCGGGAGCUGAGGAUGAGACGCCGUGCGAUUUCCCCGCCUACACGAUGCACUGCAGCACCUGGGCCCCCUUGGUGAUCACGGAACGGGACAUCGACGGGGCCUGUUCGAUGGCCGAGGACCCGGAGGCCCUGGGCCGCCCCCCCGACCAGCUGGCGGAUGAAGCCGUCUGCCACCCCCCGGUUGUCCUGUGCAGUGCGGAGUCGGGUGAGUCCUGGGACCAUUCGGGGACGCGCCGGCUGUUCUGCGAUCGCUCCUCCCUGGCCUAUAGGGGGUGGGGGGCUGGUUGUGAGACCAAAUGUGGGGGGGCAGACCGUACCCACCUGCUGCUGCUGGUUCCUGUGCCUCUCUGCAGCAGGUGGUGCUGCAGCUGUCCCAGACGACACUGCACUGGGUGUCCCAGGCAGGAGGACGCAGGGGAGAAGCCAGGAGAUCUGGAAGUGCCGCAGCCCGACGGGGUCCUACUUGCCAACGGGGCCUCCGGGGACCAGGGGGCUGCUCAGCGGCUCGCAGCGCGGCUCUACCACCUGGACGGCUUCAAGAGGUCGCAGGUGGCCUCCUACCUCAGGAAGAACAACGAGUUCAGCCGGCAGGUGGCGGAGGAGUACCUCAUCUUCUUCCAGUUCAGCGGGCAGACUCUAGACCGUGCGCUCAGGUUCUUCCUCAAGGCCUUCGUGCUGACUGGAGAGACGCAGGAGCGGGAGCGGAUCCUCGGACACUUCUCUAAGCGCUACCAUCUCAGCAACCCUGACGCCUUCCCCUCGGCAGAUGCUGUGCACACCCUGACCUGCGCCCUCAUGCUGCUCAACACGGACCUGCACGGGCAGAACAUCGGCCGCAGCAUGACCUGCCACGAGUUUGUAACCAACCUGGACGGCAUGAGGGAUGGGCAGAACUUCCCCAAAGAUCAGCUCAAGGCUCUGUACUACUCCAUCCGCAACGAGAAGCUGGAGUGGGCCAUGUGAGUACCCGGGGCCACGCCAGCCUCCCACUGCCCCCGCUGCCUGCAAUGGUCCCUCCCGGGAGCCACACAGU